UGGAUCCAAGUAUGGGGUUACCAGCCAAUGAUCACACAGAGGGAGAUUCUAGGAGUCGAACAACACCAAGCGGAUCCUGCAACUGAUAGGAUCAACCAAACCCUUGCGGCGCUGUCUCCACAGGAACGAGAGAGGCGCCAUCUUCCUCACGCUCGUCCUAGGGUGGAGCUCCGUACAGGGUUGCAUCAACCUGUGGCGUGCCAGCAUGGACCCGCCCUCUACCACGACCUACACCCUACCCCCAGACGACCAGCAAGACCCCCUGGUACCUAAGUUUGAGCAGCCCAGCUCGAGGGGUUGUGUUGAUCAGCAACUGUGUGAGAGACCGUCAAUAUGGCGGCAACUGUGGGGGAUCCGCAACGUGGUGAUUGUCCUGCUGACACCAAUUAUCUUGUUGCCACUACCUCUCGUAGCUGAUGACCCGAAAACCAACUGCGCCUACGUGAUCUUGGUGAUGGCCGUGUUCUGGAUCACGGAGGCCGUGCCCAUCGCAGUCACGUCUCUCAUCCCCAUCUUCCUCUUCCCCAUGAUGGGACUGCUCCCAGCCAAAACGGUGUCCGCAACAUACUUCAACGACGCCUCAGCGUUAUUUCUUGGAGGUCUCACAGUGGCAGUUGCCAUAGAAACAUGGGAUCUUCACAAACGUAUAGCAAUCGGAGUGUUGAUGUUGGUUGGAGCAGAACCGAAAUGGUUGAUGUCGUGCUUGAUGGCGGUCACGUGGUUCCUAUCCAUGUGGAUCUCCAACACCGCCACCACCGCCAUGAUGAUUCCCAUCUUGCAGGCAGUCCUGCAGCAACUGAAGACUUCCGGUCAUGGCGACCAGGAAGGGCAAUCUUCAUCAACAGCAAAUGGUUGCGCCAAACUCGAGAUGACGCUCAUCGGCGAUGACGUGAAGAAGCCUGUCGAGGACCUGACGAAGGUGGACGUCAGUAACGACACAAAAGUUCAACCCUUAGGAGCAACACCAGAACAGCACCCCAGAUCUGCCCGUGCCAAGGCAACACAGGAAGAAGAAGCUAAACACCUGCGCAUGUGCAAAGCAAUGUAUCUGAGUAUCUGUUAUGCUGCGAAUAUUGGUGGCAUCGCAAGUCUCACGGGAACUGGCCCAAAUCUCGUGUUGAAGGGGCAGUCUGAUAUAAUUUUCGCCGACAACAACGCCACGUCUCCCAUCACGUUUAGCACGUGGUUGGUGUACGGCGUCCCUCUCUCCCUCAUCGUGCUCGUCCUUCUCUGGAUCUGGAUGCAGAUCUAUUUUCUCAGAUGCAGAGGUUUCUGUGACUGUUUCACUGGUGUUGCAAACAACGACGCCAGGAAGAGGGUUAAAGCUGUUAUACGACACGAGUUCCGGAAACUUGGACCCGUCCCAUUCGCUCAGUGGUGUAUUAUGAUCUUCUUCGGAAUUCUCGUGGUGUUGUGGAUCACGCGAGACUUCGGUGAGGUUGGCGGAUGGGGAGAGAUUUUCAGACCAAAAUUCGUUUCGGAUUCAACACCUGCCAUUUUCAUCAGCCUUCUGUUGUUUGUGUGUCCUGCCACCGUCCCUAAUGUGUUCUGCGUACGAAUGCCUGGAGAUUUGACCAAACUAAAGAUCCGGCCCAUCCUCCGCUGGCAGGAUGUCCAUGAGAAGAUGCCGUGGUCACUCUACCUCAUCCUUGGGGCUGGUUACUCUCUGGCGAGAGCCUCCAAGGACUCCGGACUUUCCGAGUGGCUGGGCGGGAAACUGGGGGUGUUUUCCCACAUUGAUCCCUACUUGAUGUUGCUGAUUCUCUGCUACAUUGUUGCCUUUGCCACAGAGGUGACCAGCAACAGCGCCAUCGCAACACUCAUCAUGCCAAUCAUGGCACAGCUGGCCGUCAACUUGAACGUCAAUCCCCUGUUCUUCAUGUUUCCUACGGCGCUAGCAACGUCUUUCGCCUUCAUGUUGCCAGUAGCAACGCCGCCAAAUGCAAUAGUAUUUUCGUCCGGACAAGUGCGGGUCAUCGAUAUGGUGACAUGUGGCUUCCUCAUGAACAUCAUAUCUGUCCCCGUCAUCAUCUUGGCGACAGCAACGUGGGGCAACGCCUUCUUCAACUUCGACACCCUCCCGCCCGGCUUCAUCCAAGCGACCACGCCCUUGUCCCUCUCCAGCACGUCAUCCCCUCUGCCGCACCUGCUGAACGCUACAGGCUGAGUCCGCCAUGGUUCCUCUGUAUUCACAUUAAAGGGGGACUCUCGUACUUUUUCCAGCCCAGACGCUGCAAUUAGUGACUUGUGUGAAACUGAGACAUUGACUCUUUGUAAUUCGGGUACACCAUAAAAUAUGUGAUCUCUCUGACGCAUCUAAGAUGCUGCCUGACCCGUUACCAUAAUAAUAGAUAUAUACGAUCUACAUGUAUGGAUAUAAAAUCAUGAUUAUGGUAACGAGACAGACAUGGCCAGGCAGCAUCUCGGGGGCGUAAGAGGGCAAACCUGCCUAGCCGCUGUCCGAGGGUCUAGGCUCGACCAACAGAACACAUUCUAACUUUAACCAGUCAAAUCACUGACCAGCUGCCACGUAUCGAAUACCAUACCGCUUUGGUCAACCUGCAGCAUCCCGCACCUCAUCGACGAUGUUAGGCUUCUGUGGCCUACCGGCCAUUCUCCAGUGUUAAUUAGAAGCCAGUGACCCGCACAUGACUCUGUGCUGCUGGCCAUUGUAAUAAUCGUCCAGCUGCCGUUAUAAUUUGUAUUGGGCAGCCUUGUGAAUACUGAAAUGGAUAUAUUUCACUUACUUAGGGCCCGGUUCACAAAACUAUUUUAGCACGAAGAUUGAUAGAUUUAAUCCUUUACUUUAACUUAGACUUACCAUAGUUGUAGAGCUAAGGUCGUCUUCAGAAUCUACUAAAUGACAUCGCGUAAUUUAAAUAUGUCUGUUAUUUGUCACCGCGUUGCAGAAGAUGAGUAAUGACAGAGGCAGUUUUACGUGAGAUCAUAGUUCAUAGUUUAAGAGAUAUUCACACGGCAGUUUAGAUGAUUUAUUUAUACACCAGUUUCAAUUAUAUAUUUACACAUCAGUGUAUAUGAAAUAUUCACGGGUUGGUUUCAAUGAGAUAUUGACAUGCCAGUUUCAAUGAGAUAUUCACAUGGUAGUUUAAAUGAAAUAUUUGUAUGGCAGUUUAAAUGAGAUAUUCACACACCAGUUUCAAUGAGAUAUUCACACACCAGUUUCAAUGAGAUAUUCACACACCAGUUUCAAUGAGAUAUUCGCAUGGCAGUUUAAAUGAGAUAUUCACACACCAGUUUCAAUGAGAUGUUCACACACCAGUUUCAAUGAGAUAUUCGCAUGGCAGUUUCAAUCAGAUAAUCACACGCCAGUUUCAAUGAGAUAUUCGCACAUCAGUUUCAAUGAGAUAUUCACACAUCAGUUUCAAUGAGAUAUUCACAUAAAAGUUUCAAUGAUAUAUUCACACAUCAGUUUCAAUGAGCUAUUCGCACAUCAGUUUCAAUGAGAUAUUCACAUGGCAGUUUCAAUGAGAUAUUCGCACAUGUGUUUCAAUGAGAUAUUCGCACAUGAGUUUCAAUGAGAUAUUCACACGUCAGUUUCAAUAAGAUAAUUGUUUCAAUGUGACGUUUAUUUUAAUUUCUAUACUUCAAUUGUUUCCAACUAUUGUUGUGUGUCGAUUCCCAAAUUGAGACAAUAAAAUGUUUAUCCAAUAAUUUUGAUAAAUAAUUUGUGAUAUAUUAAAUUUAUAAUCCGGUCGAGCCCCAAAUUUCUGUCACGUGUCGAUUCCCAAAUUGAAAUAAUACGUUAACCCAGAAAUAUGUACGUAAAAGUACAAACAACCUACAAAUGGUUUACAAUUAGCAAAUAUAUUACAAAAUUAAGUAGGUUUACAAAUCAAUACAAAAUAACUGCACAGCAAUUACAAUGGCAUUACACAAUACAAUGAAAGGACAAUAUUCAAUGGCAAUAUAUAAUAUGAUCGCAGUGGUCAGUAUCAACUACAAGAAUACAGUGGUGAUAGCAAAUGUUAGUGAUAAUAAUAUAUAUUCAGCCAGUGGUGAUGGUAGUCAAGCUUCCGAGAUGGCCAAUGCAGGGAAUCAGGGAUGUUGAAUGAUCCUCACAGGAACGCUGGUUGAUGUGAUGAAAUGCGUGAGAGAUGCCUAAACACGCUCUUGUCCCACUAUAUAUACAGUCUAAAUAGCUACUGGAAUUGUUUACACAGUGCCAUUACCAGUCUAGAUGCACUAGAACAUCACAGAAUAUUUCACCUAAGUCUACGGUAUACUUGACGUUAACACACCACACUAGUAUCUAAAUAUAGUAAGUUCCUGACGACUGCUUACUUUAGAUAGUACUACAUUCCUGACCACUAAUCACUGUCCAAAUACAAUGCAAUGAGCGUCUACCGAAUCUAGAUAGAAAGAAUGUAACACAGUUACUAUCAUUGUUCAACAUGUUAUGUAACACUCGGAGAAAGAAAGUUUGAACGAAGUGAGCACUUUCUUUGCAAAUAAAUGUACAACAACUAAUAAACAUUAUACCUGAUAUUAUGAGAAAUGAUCACAAAAAUGCUCAUCAUGAUUGCAGUCAGAACAGAUCACAUUCAACCAACUCGAAAAAAUGCGUCAGCAAUAAGAUUGUCUUUGCCUUUGAUACGCUUGAUUUCUAAAUAAAAUUCUUGCAAAGACUGGCUCCAGCGCA
Molecule: messenger RNA, 4660 nt
Organism: Haliotis rufescens (red abalone)
Lineage: Eukaryota; Metazoa; Mollusca; Gastropoda; Lepetellida; Haliotidae
Product: solute carrier family 13 member 2-like
Exons: 14
Coding region: 206-2167 (653 amino acids)
Biological process (GO): monoatomic anion transmembrane transport
Cellular component (GO): membrane
Molecular function (GO): transmembrane transporter activity
Source: RefSeq, a predicted model, not a curated record